Molecule: messenger RNA, 855 nt
Organism: Leptosia nina
Lineage: Eukaryota; Metazoa; Arthropoda; Insecta; Lepidoptera; Pieridae
Source: the annotation of a GenBank genome assembly
AUGGUUAAAAAAAUCCUCGCUCAGUUCUACAGCUUAAGUCUUAUCAUCAUCGUUACUUAUAGCACUAUGAAUUGUUGCAACGUCAUCAAUCCUUCGCAAUUCAUGUCCCUCAUUGAAUACGACCUUAGCGUCAUAAUAUCUAUGAUCUACAACAGUAAGGUACUCCAAUUUAUUGCGAAGCUCAAAUGCCUCGACGGAUACUUGAGAAUCAACAGACGUCAUUAUAAGAAGGUCCAAAAUAGAUCUAUCGUCAUCACUACUGUUCUCUGGCUCAUCAGGCUCUCAUUCAUGGCAUUAGGAUGCGUUGCUCAUAACUGCUACCAUUCGUUUACUCCAUUCGUUGUGAAUGUCUUAUCGUUAUUAGCUCUGGAUUUGAACAGAGUCUGGAGAUUUACUAUACUUAAUACUAUUAGAUACAGGAUGAAAUUAUUAAGGUGUAGAUUAGAAGAAAACCCCCAAUGCAGCUAUUACUUGUACGUGGCCGAUAUGAAGACAAUGAAAGAAGAUAAAAUUAGAUUUUGUCUGCUCAUGUACAAGCAUAUAGGUAAUCUGUUGGAUAUUAUUCUUCCUGAGUUUUACGCACAGGAACCAGUUGAAUCUCUUGGCUUCACAGUUAUGCAUAUAGUACACGUGUCAUUUCUUCUAAUGUCUCCUUCUGUUUUAUUUGAACUUUUUCAAGUAGAAGUGGAUAAAAUAAGAUUAUUGUUGAUGGAUCGUAUUAUCGAGGAUAAGGGUAAAUCCAAAGGUAAGGGAAGACUCUCAAAUAUUUUUACAAUAUACGAAUGUCAGAUCGUUCAAUUGCAAAAUCUGGCGAUGCAUCCCGGUCAACAUUUCGCUGCCAUUGGACAUUUUUAA